This is a messenger RNA of Trichechus manatus latirostris (Florida manatee), 2023 nucleotides long. RefSeq names its product WNT inhibitory factor 1 (gene WIF1). The record is from RefSeq and is a predicted model, not a curated record. NCBI's taxonomy places the organism in Eukaryota, Metazoa, Chordata, Mammalia, Sirenia, Trichechidae. Gene Ontology annotation, biological process: anatomical structure development. Gene Ontology annotation, molecular function: signaling receptor binding. Bases 152 to 1291 code for a protein of 379 amino acids. Gene Ontology annotation, cellular component: extracellular region; cell surface. The transcript is spliced from 10 exons.
GCCGGGAGGCUACACGCCCAGCAGUCUAAGCGGGAGCCGCUCAAGCGGCAGGAGCUGUAGACGAGCAGAGAACGUAACGGCCGCAGGUUGAAUAGGUACAGCAGAAAAAGUUACAGAAUCUAGCGCCACCAGCGAGGAGGUCCCAAGCAGCAUGGCCCGGAGAAGCGCUUUCCCCGCCGCUGCGCUCCGCGUCUGGAGCAUCUUCCCGUGCCUGCUGAUGCUGCGGGCGGAAGCCGGGCAGCCACGGGAGGAGAGCCUGUACCUGUGGAUCGAUGCUCACCAGGCGAGAGUGCUCAUAGGAUUUGAAGAGGAUAUCCUGAUUGUUUCAGAGGGGAAAAUGGCCCCCUUUACACAUGAUUUCAGAAAAGCACAACAGAGAAUGCCAGCUAUUCCUGUCAAUAUCCAUUCCAUGAAUUUCACCUGGCAAGCUGCAGGGCAGGCAGAAUACUUUUAUGAAUUCCUGUCCUUGCGCUCCUUGGAUAAAGGCAUCAUGGCAGAUCCAACCGUCAAUGUCCCUCUGCUGGGAACAGUACCACACAAGGCAUCAGUUGUUCAAGUUGGUUUCCCAUGUCUUGGAAAACAAGAUGGAGUGGCGGCAUUUGAAGUGAAUGUGAUUGUAAUGAAUUCUGAAGGCAACACCAUCCUCCAAACACCUCAAAAUGCUAUCUUCUUUAAAACAUGUCAACAAGCCGAAUGCCCAGGAGGAUGCCGAAACGGAGGCUUUUGUAAUGAAAGACGUGUCUGCGAGUGUCCUGAUGGAUUCUACGGACCUCACUGUGAGAAAGCCCUUUGCACACCACGGUGUAUGAAUGGAGGACUUUGUGUUACUCCUGGUUUCUGCAUCUGCCCACCUGGAUUCUAUGGAAUCAGUUGUGAUAAAGCAAACUGCUCAACCACCUGCUUUAAUGGAGGCACCUGUUUCUACCCUGGAAAGUGUAUUUGCCCUCCAGGCCUAGAGGGAGAACAGUGUGAAAUAAGCAAAUGCCCACAACCCUGUCGAAACGGAGGUAAAUGCAUUGGUAAAAGUAAAUGUAAGUGCUCCAAAGGUUACCAAGGAGACCUCUGUUCAAAGCCUGUCUGUGAGCCUGGCUGCGGUACACACGGAACCUGCCAUGAACCCAACAAAUGCCAGUGUCAAGAAGGCUGGCAUGGGAGACACUGCAGUAAAAGGUACGGAGCCAGCCUCAUGCAUGCCCUGAGGCCAGCAGGCGCCGAGCUCAGGCAGCACACGCCUUCACUUAAAAAGGCCGAGGAACGGCAGGAUCCACCUGAAUCCAAUUAUGUUUGGUGAACUCUGACAUCUGAAACGUUUUAAGUUACACCAAGUUCAUAGCCUUUGUUAACCUUUCAUGUGUCGAAUGUUCAAAUAAUGUUCAUUACAGUUAAGAAUACUGGCCUGAAUUUUAUUAGCUUCAUUAUAAAUCACUGAGCUAAUAUUUACUCUUCCUUUUAAGUUUUCUAAGUACAUCUGUAGCAUGAUGGUAUAGAUUUGCUUGUUUCAGUGCUUUGGGAUGGAGUUUAUAUUAUCAGUUGAUCAGGUUAAAAUUUUGCCUUUUCAGUGUGUAGUUGGCAGAUAAUUUUCAAAAUUACAAUGCAUUCAUGGUGUCCAGGGCCUGGGGAACAUUAGAAAGGGUAAAUUCGACAAAAAUGCAUAAAUCACAAGAAUUUGGAUGAAGCAGUCAAUAGUGCUGAAGUUACACCAUUUCAAAUUUUAUUGUCAUGUAUUUAGAUGUUUCACAUUUUUAAAAAUUGCUCUUAUUUUUAACUCUCAGUACAUUUUGACUUUACCAUUACUCCAGAGAAUUUGAUAUUAACGAAAAAAGCAAACAAAUAAAACAUUGUGCUAGUGGCAUUUAAACAAUAUAAUAUAUUGUAAACACAAUAAAAUAGGGACUAUAAUGUAUGAACUCGUUGCAUUGGCUUGAAGCAAUAUAAUAUAUUGUAAACAAAACACAGCUCUUACAAAAUAAACGUUUUAUACUAUUUGUAUGUAUAAAAUAAAGGUGUUGCUUUAGUUUUCUGA